CGGGCGAUUGUAGGAGCCAGGUGCUCGAGCGAACAGCAGUAUCCUCUCUCGUUCGCGACUUCUCUACCUCGUAAUCCCCUCGUCUCGAGCACUCGUCGAGACGCCACGACAGGAACAACAAUAGGUGGAGGCAUCGCCAUCAUGGAGGAACGAGGCGGUGCAAACGGCAUGGCUUACGUCGGAGGUCUGGGCAAUGUGGCCAAAGUGCUUCUGCUGCUACUUAACAUGGCGUUCAUGGUAGCUGGCUGUCUACUUGUGUACUUCAGCCACCGUGUCAAGACUUCCGGUUGGCUGGACGCCUUCCAGGGUGACUACGAGUGGAUUGGCACGUCCACACUCAUCCUAACGCUAGUAUUGGGCGCCGUGGUCAUUGCACUAGCGGCACUUGGCUGCUUCGGCGCUCUGAUGCAGCAGAAGCUGCUUCUGACCAUCUACGGCAUCGUGCUGGUCCUCACGGCAAUUCUCUUCGUCGUUGUGGCUGUGGGAGCGCACAUGGCGAACUCCAAGGCCGACGACUGGGGUAGCAAAGACUAUCCCGCCACAGACAACGAGGCGUCGCUCGGAACCAACUUUAACAAGCUCUACUGCUACGCACAGGUGCCGCAUUACUGCCAAGACGCGUCCGUGAACACCGUUCUCGAGAUGUUCAACGUAUCGCUCGCCGGUUACUUCACGGACACGACGACCAACUUCACGAGCGUCUGCUCUACCGUCACACUCGCAGCUAUCAGCGACAUCUGCGCCGUGUGCGACUUAGUCUCUCAAUACGACGAGUACUCGGUAGUACUGGACUGGACCGAGUCCUCUUGUCCUCCGUCUUCUACGACCUAG
Phytophthora infestans T30-4 is the source of this 831-nucleotide messenger RNA. RefSeq lists its product as uncharacterized. The record is from RefSeq and is a predicted model, not a curated record. NCBI's taxonomy places the organism in Eukaryota, Oomycota, Peronosporomycetes, Peronosporales, Peronosporaceae. Gene Ontology annotation, cellular component: membrane. The transcript is spliced from 2 exons. The coding region runs from base 142 to 831 and encodes 229 amino acids.